Molecule: messenger RNA, 736 nt
Organism: Centruroides sculpturatus (bark scorpion)
Lineage: Eukaryota; Metazoa; Arthropoda; Arachnida; Scorpiones; Buthidae
Product: sodium- and chloride-dependent glycine transporter 2-like
Exons: 5
Coding region: 32-736 (234 amino acids)
Biological process (GO): sodium ion transmembrane transport
Cellular component (GO): membrane
Source: RefSeq, a predicted model, not a curated record
UUUCAGAGAAGCUGAUUAUAGUGCUUGCAAAAUGCAAAAUUCUUCUCAUGUGUUUUUUAAUCGAACUUGUUAUAAUUCAACUUACGCCAUUUCCAAUAACAUAACUGAAAUUCCUGCGGCAAAUAGAAUUUCACCCGCUCAAGAAUAUUUCAAUUUUUACGUUUUGAAUAUAUCAUCUGGAAUCGAAGAUAUUGGAUCUAUAGAAUGGAAGAUCGCUUUAUGUCUUUUAGUAUCGUGGAUAGUUGUUGUGAUCUCAUUAAUUAAAGGAAUUAAAUCAUCAGGAAAAGUUGUUUAUUUCACAGCUACAUUUCCUUAUGUUAUCCUCUUUAUAUUAUUCAUUCGAGGAGUAACAUUAGAAGGAGCUACUGAAGGGCUCAAAUUUUAUUUGAUACCCGAUUUUUCAAAACUAUCUGAUAUAAAGGUUUGGGAAGCUGCAGCCAUUCAAGUAUUCUAUUCAUUCAGUAUUGGAGGAGGCGGAAUGUUAACUUAUGCCAGUUACAAUCGUUUCAAAAAUAAUUUAAUUAAGAACAAAGAAACCGAUAUAAAUAUAGAAGCAAUCGACUGUGCUAAUCACGAAGACAUAGUGAGCGAAAUUAUAAGACAAGAGCCAGAACGGGGGCAUUGGUCUGGAAGAUUCGACUUUCUAUUAGCAUGUUUAGGCACUGCUGUUGGAUUAGGAAAUGUAUGGAGAUUUCCAUUCUUAUGCUACAGUAACGGAGGAGGUAAAACAAAAUAG